CAGCCCGCCUCAGCCCGCCAGCCAGCAAGGUAGUUAAACAAACAUAAAAGCAAAAAACUCAAAUCUCAAUUUUGGAAUCUCAUAAAUAGUUAACAGAUCUGGUACGUAAAUACGUAAUCCCCGUAAAGAAUACUCCGUACUGUUCUUUUCCCCCCCCAGCCGCAUCCACCCCAUUAUUAUUGAUUAUAGUUGAUUGCAUGCCUUGUUUACAUGCAGAAAGUGGGCUGUCUGUCCCCAUCAAAGAACAUUCAAAUAGACUUUCUUCCAAGCACAUCUACAGCCGUGUCUUGCGUGAUGAUAACUAGCACCGUGUUGUUUGUUUCCUCCCCUCCCCUCCCCCAUGUCAUCAUCCACCUACCCUACCCUACCUACACGCCUAUUUCCGACACGCACCUCUCUCUCUCUUACCGCUCGCUUCUUCCCCUGCUCCCGCUAACAGCACUUGUUAGGCCAGCACCGCGUAUCCUAUCCUGCCUUAACCUCCUCCCCUACUAGACCCUCCCCCGACUUCUACUCUUCUGCCAUUACGCUGUCGGUUAUCCGGCUUGUUGCUUGCUCUCCUCCACAGAUGAAGCGGUGCGCAAGGGCUGAUUCCUCACGACUUGGAGUAUCCUGAGCAUCCCUCACCUCCACUUCACAAGAGCGUAUCACUACCAAAACAAAGACGGCCGCGAAACAAGUCACUCCUCGCACAAGAGUUCCUAUCACACUUCAUCGUUGUUCAUCGGAACUUGAAACGGUCUUGCCAUUUUCCCGGCUUCCACGGCCUGUGACCUUAUACUUGAUCGCAAUGUCCGCUGCAACAUCGGGAACUUCUCAAGUCAUUGUUCGCAGCCACUCCACAUCACGCCACAAUUCGUCAUAUCGACCUUCUACAGACCUCCCUCACAGAGCCCGAAGCACAGCUACGAGACCUUCACAGUCCCAUUCUCAUAGUAGAUCCAACUCCCGACCUCUCUCCUACGACCGGCCCCCCACUUCCAAUCCAAUUAACCCUGUUAACGUCGCGCGCCCAGCUACAUCUCGCCGAAGCUCUUCGAGGGAUCGUCCGCUGGAUACCACGCAACAAUAUCGGACUGAGACUUCACGGCCCCAUCGUCAAACUUCCUUUAGAACCAACCACGGUCGAGAUAGUGUCGACAUGGCUGGACCUGGAAACCCAGUGAAUCCUGCAAAUCCUCCAUCUAUACCCGCAGUGUCUGAUGGCCACUCAUACACCAACGGGGCCCACCAACGUGCUACUAAUGGUGUCUCUCAAAUGCCGCCGCAGUCAAAGCGGCGGACUACAAUCACCACCUCAAGUGGGCAAUGGGCACUUGGGAAGACAAUUGGUGCGGGGAGUAUGGGCAAGGUAAAACUUGCGAAGAACCUUGAGACAGGUGAACAGGUGGCUGUGAAGAUUAUUCCUAGGCAUUCGACCGAAGAGCAUCGCGGUAACCGUGAUGCGGAAAGGGCAGACCGCUCUAAAGAGAUACGGACAGCAAGAGAAGCAGCGAUUGUCACCCUUCUAAACCACCCCUAUGUAUGUGGGAUGCGAGAUGUCGUGCGGACAAAUUACCAUUGGUAUAUGUUGUUUGAAUACGUGAACGGAGGACAGAUGCUCGACUACAUCAUCUCCCAUGGAAAACUAAAAGAAAAGCAAGCCCGGAAGUUUGCGAGACAAAUCGCAAGUGCGCUUGACUACUGCCACAGAAACAGUAUUGUCCAUCGGGAUCUCAAAAUCGAAAAUAUUCUAAUCAGCAAGACGGGGGAUAUCAAGAUCAUCGACUUCGGACUCAGCAAUCUCUUCUCGCCUAAAAGCCAGCUGAAAACUUUCUGUGGUAGUCUGUAUUUUGCAGCACCCGAACUGCUACAAGCGCGGCAGUAUAUCGGUCCGGAGGUGGAUGUCUGGAGUUUCGGUAUUGUCCUUUAUGUUUUAGUCUGCGGGAAGGUUCCCUUUGACGAUCAAAGCAUGCCUCAGCUCCACGCAAAAAUCAAAAACGGGGUUGUCGAGUACCCCCAGGGACUUUCCUCAGAUUGCCGACACAUAAUAUCGCGAAUGCUGGUUACGGACCCGAAACAACGGGCUAGUUUGAAUGAGAUCAUAAACCACCCUUGGAUGACAAAAGGCUUCAGUGGACCCCCUGAUAAUUAUAUGCCUCAUCGUGAACCUCUCCAGCUUCCACUUGAUCCCGAGAUCGUCCAAAGAAUGACUGGAUUUGAUUUCGGCCCUCCUGAAUUUAUCGCAACUCAGUUGACCAAGGUUCUCGAGUCUGAUGACUACCAGAAUGUUGUGCGAUUAAGCCAAAGAGAGCAUUCUACUCCCAAUCCGGCAAAUGAGAAAAGGAGAGGGGUUUUUGAUUUUUACAAGCGUCGGAACUCUGCGAGUAAAGACACGCUUUCCAACCCGUCUGCUGAGGCGGUACAGUCAGCUGGUGACUUGCUUAAUGGCUAUAAUCCGUUGAUCUCCGUCUACAACCUUGUGCGGGAGAAACGAGACAGGGAGAGAAUUGAGGAGCGACCGGGUACACUAGCCAUCCCGCCUGGCCCUGGAGAACCCACACUGAAAAUGCCAGAAAUCCCAGCUCCAGAGGCUGCUCAUACUAACCAGCACGCUUAUGAGAUACCAGGUGAGAAGGCAACUGGCGGAAGGGCGCGACCAAGAGCACGAACCCAUGGCGACGAUGAGGUUAGAGAUGGAAUUAAGAAUCUCAAUAUAGGACAGGCAGUCGGAGCGGGAUCUCCACCCAUGGUAACUACACCGGUUGAGCACAUAAAGAAAGAAAGUGCUGCUGUCGGAUUAUUAAGACGUUUGAGCACUAGAAGAACACGGGAAAAACCAAGAGAUGCUGAUCGCGAAAAGGUUGCGACCCCCCAAGCACCUACCUUAAACAUUCAGCCCCCAGAGGACCUUGUCACUCCUCGAAAGAGUUUCAGUGUAAGAAGGCCGAGGCAUGAAAACACUCUUCCCGGUACUCUUCACUCUGGAGGAAGUCAGCCACAACAGCAAGAAUUACUGCGUGCUGUCCGGUCUGGAGAACCUACCCUCAGAACGAAAAGUGGUCUCGGGCGGUCAGCUAGCGUUAAUUCUGGCGAAAAUCGGAUCCGUAGGAAUGGGAGGAGAGGCUUGGUCGAUGGUGCUGUUUCGCAACCCAUGCAAGAUCCACCCUUGACCAGUGGAUCUGACCGCUCCAGUUUGAACAUGCCAAAAUCGCGCCUGCAGCAGAAUGAUCAGUCUGGCCAAGAUUCGAGGCCUAGCACACGCGUGCGGACAUUGAGAACAAAAUCACUCGGUCAUGCGAGACGUGAAAGUAUCCAGGCCCGACGAGCGCGUCGAGAAGAAACUCGGGAGGCAAAUGUACCUGAGGAGACCGACGCUGAACUGAGUGGUGCUGGGACUGCACUGGAGAACGCAAACGCAGGAGAAGACUUCUCAAAGCCUGUCUUUUUGAAGGGCCUGUUCAGUGUUUCCACAACUAGCAGCAAACCUCUCCCCUUCAUCCGUGCAGACAUCAUGAGAGUUCUGAAACAGCUUGGAGUUGAAUUCGCGGAAAUCAAAGGUGGAUUUAGCUGUCGUCACGCCCCAAGCAUCGACCUUAACCGUGUUAUGGAUGUCCGCCCGCCCAGCCCAGAGCGGGAUGGGAAAGUAGGUGGCCACCGCCGGCGGAUCAGCUUCGGCGGACUGCGGGCCCACGACAAAGAUGAGAACCGGGAUGAGCAUAAAUACUCAAACCCUUCGAGAACUCCACGCCGCCAACAAGGGCCUCCGGAUCGAAGUUUUAUCACCAAUUCCGAUGGUUCUGACGAGUACAUGACUGCUCGUGAUAAUUACGGCGGCGGCGAGCGCGUCGUUGGCGAAACGACCACCAGAAUCCAAAGCGAUACUGGGAGCAACCUCGUGCUCAAGUUUGAGAUAUUGAUUGUCAAAGUCCCCCUCUUCUCACUACAUGGUAUCCAGUUCAAGAAGGUGGCAGGGGGCAUGUGGCAGUAUCGAGAAAUGGCGAAAAAGAUUCUUGACGCUCUGAGGCUUUAGGUGCCGACCUCAUCCUUUCCCCACCGACGAAGGAAAUGCGUCGACAAAAUAGUGCUUGCCUUACUAUGCACCGCCGUACUACGUCCGUUUGCCAAACCCUUGUCAUUUACCUUUUUUUCGCUUUUUUCUUUUCCUUUUUCUUUUCUAUUUCGGUUAUGCAUAAUAUUUAUUUCGACAUUGGUGCGCCUCCUGCCUGAUUUAAUGUAUAUCUACUCAAUUUCUGCUGCACCUUGUGCAUUUACCAAUUACGCCCCAGCGAGCUCCUUGGUGGUUGUCCUCCUUUGAUCUGGUUUUUUCCUGCCUCUUUUCACCUACUUAAUUAUUCUCCUUCUCUUUGUUUUCGCCUUCAUGCCACAAAUCUUUGAUGAGGAACACACUGAUGAACUCUGUCAUUGACUUAUGAUGGUUUUUUUACUAUUUCUUUUGUCUUUUGUCUUUUUUUUUUUUUUUUUUUUUUU
Blastomyces gilchristii SLH14081 is the source of this 4470-nucleotide messenger RNA. Its product is annotated as CAMK/CAMKL/KIN1 protein kinase. Gene Ontology annotation, cellular component: cytoplasm. The transcript has 4 exons. The coding region runs from base 791 to 4012 and encodes 1073 amino acids. Gene Ontology annotation, biological process: intracellular signal transduction; protein phosphorylation; microtubule cytoskeleton organization. The record is from RefSeq and is a predicted model, not a curated record. Gene Ontology annotation, molecular function: tau-protein kinase activity; protein serine/threonine kinase activity; ATP binding. NCBI's taxonomy places the organism in Eukaryota, Fungi, Ascomycota, Eurotiomycetes, Onygenales, Ajellomycetaceae.